Messenger RNA from Rhopalosiphum maidis (corn leaf aphid), 1316 nucleotides. RefSeq lists its product as uncharacterized. The record is from RefSeq and is a predicted model, not a curated record. Gene Ontology annotation, cellular component: plasma membrane. Gene Ontology annotation, biological process: sensory perception of smell; detection of chemical stimulus involved in sensory perception of smell. Lineage: Eukaryota; Metazoa; Arthropoda; Insecta; Hemiptera; Aphididae. Gene Ontology annotation, molecular function: odorant binding; olfactory receptor activity. The transcript has 7 exons. Bases 51 to 1316 code for a protein of 421 amino acids.
UAUUUAACUCUGGGAAAUCAUUUAAUGAAUAAGAUCAAAGCUGUACGAAAAUGACGUUUGAUAUAAGCUUAUUGGAACCAAAGGAAGUUUCCAUAAACUUGAAAUUGUUUAAGCUAUUUCGAUUUUUUCAUCUAUUUGAUCCAAAAACAAGAAAAGUUUGCAAUGUCAACGUUUACCAUUUAGCUUGGUAUUUCAUAAACAGCGUUCUUAGUUGUAUAGUAAUUUAUGCAUUGUUGGGUUAUUUUACUGAGACGGAAGGUGUCACAGUCGUCGUCUUUCAUAUACAGAUAAUGUUCUUCUGCUUGAAUAUUUCUCUGUGUUUCAUUAAAAUAAUUGUAUUUUUAUACAAAGCAAAUAACAUUUGGGAUUUGCUCCGUGUUACUGAUAUAAAUUUUCUAACGAGCACACACUGCCAAACACAUAUAGGAAUUCUCCAUAACUAUCGCAAAAAAUCAAUAAAAAUUACAAAUAUCACGUGUGUUCUUGUGUUUAUAAAUGCUAUCGAAUGGACUUUGUAUCCUUUAGUUCUGAAUUUAUUACAAGGAGAAGACGCAAACCAAUCAAAUCGACGCCUUGAGAAUAUGUUCAACCUUCGGUUCCCGGUGACCAUAAACGACUAUAAUAAUAAUUAUGUUAUAUUUUUUAUUAUGGAAUCAUCUUUUGCACCGUUUAUGGUAUACGUAUCCGUAAUGAUUGAUGCCUUCUUUGUUUCUGUCUGCUAUGUUCUGAUUGCUCAGUAUGAGAUGAUAAAAAGAGCUUACGAAAAUGUCAACAUUAAAUUGAAUUCAAAAAAUAAUAAUGAAAACAAAAAUGAUUUUAAUGUAAACGACUGUUUUGAUGAUUUAGUAUCAAUUAUGACGGAUCAACAAAAACUUUUCGCGAAAUUAAAAUUAUUUUAUUCUGCGUUUAAGAUUAUUAUUUUAACAACUGUAAUAACGAAUUCGGGGUCUAUCAUAAUUUUAACAUAUGAAUCAGUUGUGAUAUUGACGUCAUCAGAAUCUAUACCAAUUCUCAGUGUAAUCAAGUUGAUAACAGCAUUUGUUUACAUGAUAAUUGUUUUAUUUUUCCUUUGCUAUUUACUAGAACACAUUAAUAAUAAAAUGGAAUCCGUCCAUUUUGGGAUGUAUAGUUGUAAUUGGACUUCGAUGAAUUUAAGAUCGAAAAAAAUGUUGUUGUUAUCAAUGCAGUUGAAUAGUGCUAACGAAUUGAUGAUUAAAAUAACACCGAGAAAAAUUGUCAAUUUACAAUUUUUUAGUAGUGUAAUAAUCACAUGUUACAACGUUCUAUCAGCUAUGUUGAAUAUACAAAAUAAAUAA